Molecule: messenger RNA, 1404 nt
Organism: Triticum turgidum subsp. durum (durum wheat)
Lineage: Eukaryota; Viridiplantae; Streptophyta; Magnoliopsida; Poales; Poaceae
Source: the annotation of a GenBank genome assembly
AUGCGCCUCGCGCUGGCCGACGCGCUCGUGCCCUUCUACCCCAUGGCCGGCCGCCUCGCGCGCGACGAGGACGGCAGGGUCGAGAUCGACUGCAGCGGGGAGGGGGUGCUCUUCGUCGAGGCCGACGCCCCCGGCGCGGCCGUCGACGACUACGGGGACUUCGCGCCCACCAUGGACCUCAAGCGCCUCAUCCCCGCCGUCGACUACUCGGACGACAUAUCCUCCUUCCCGCUCCUCGUGCUUCAGAAUAUUAUUGCUUUGGGUGCACACAACUUGUCGGUGACCUACUUCAAGUGUGGUGGUGUCUCCCUUGGUGUCGGGAUGCAACACCAUGUUGCUGAUGGCAUGUCUGGCUUGCACUUCAUCAACUCGUGGUCUGACCUCUGCCGUGGAGCUAAGAUUGCAGUGAUGCCCUUCAUCGACCGCACUCUUGUCCGUGCUCGUGAUCCACCGACUCCAUCUUACCCACAUAUUGAGUAUCAGCCUGCCCCAGCCAUGUUGUCGUCCGUGCCUCAGGCUCUCAGUGGCAAGCCAACGCCGCCUCCCACUGCUGUGGACAUCUUCAAGCUCACCCGCUCAGAGCUUGGCUGCCUGCGCUCGCAGCUCCCCACAGGUGAAGGUGCGCCAAGGUUCAGCACGUAUGCAGUCUUAGCUGCACAUGUUUGGCGCUGCGUCUCCAUUGCGCGCAACCUUGCUCCUGAACAACCCACCAAGCUGUAUUGUGCCACCGAUGGGCGACAACGGCUGCAGCCCCCGCUGCCAGAAGGUUACUUUGGGAAUGUCAUCUUCACUGCCACCCCGCUCGCCGAGGCAGGCAAGGUGACGAGCGGGCUGGCAGAAGGAGCAGCGGUCAUCCAGGGAGCGCUAGACAGGAUGACCAGCGACUACUGCCAAUCAGCCCUGGACUACCUGGAGAUGCAGCCGGACCUGUCAGCAUUGGUCCGUGGAGCGCACACUUUCCGGUGCCCCAACCUCGGCCUCACCAGCUGGGUGCGCCUGCCGAUCCACGACGCCGAUUUCGGCUGGGGGCGGCCGGUGUUCAUGGGUCCUGGCGGCAUCGCGAGUUCAACGAAGUCCCACGUGCAGAUCAUGGUAAACUCCACUGGCUGUGACCGCAGCUCGCCGAUCUCGGCCAGAUAUGCUCCAGCUUGUAGGUCAUAUGUGAGCUGCAUGUACGUGGAUCUUCAUGGCGAAAAGAAUUUGUCACCGGAGGGACGUUCGACGGGACCUAGACCAACAUGCAUGACACCGGUGAAGGAAGCAGAGCAUAAUCAGGCGAUAAGCGCGACCACCCUGGCGGCCACGCUGACAACCGCGCGCCUCCGCCGGAGAGCUGUUUACGGUGUGGUCGUCCACCACUGUGCGUGUAGGUGCCAAGAGCGAAGAAGCACUGCACCUCCAUGA